GGGGUCCCUGAGGGGGAUUUUGGGGGUCCCUGAGGGGGAUUUUGGGGUGACCGCGGUGGUUUUGGGGUCCCCCAGGCCCAUGGCGGAGCUGCACCUCUUCGGGCAGAUCGAGGGCGGCUCCGGCUUCCCCCAGCGCCGCCUUUUCUGCAAGUGGGGGCUGCACGCGGGCGCUGCCUGGACGCUGCUGGCCGGGGCGGGGGCGGGGCAGACCCAGCUCGAUGACCCCCAGGUGGACGAUGUGGCACAUUGGGGACAUCCCCUGGACAUGCACCUGGCCACCAAGGGCCUGCAAGGGUGGCCCAGGCUGCUCCUGGAGGUGUGGCACGUGGACGGCUGGGGCCGGCCGGGGCUGGCCGGGUACGGCGUGUGCCACGUGCCCAGCGCGCCCGGCUGUCACCGCGUCACCUGCGUCACCUGGCGCCCGCGGGGGACACGGGCACAGCGCCUGCUGGGGACAGGGGGACCCCAGCUCCGUGUCCCCGAGGUCACCGCGGCCGGGGCUGGGGACAGGUUCAGGCUGAGCACCGAGAGCGCGGGGACGGUGACACUGGAACUGGGCGUGGUGACACGGAACAUGGGGAGAUACGGGGUGGCACUGGGGUGACAUUGGGGACACUGUGACACUGUGACAUUGGGGACAGGUUCAGGCUGAGCACCGAGAGCGCGGGGACGGUGACACUGGAACUGGGGGUGGUGACACGGAACAUGGGGAGAUAUGGGGUGGCACUGGGGUGACACUGGGGACACUGUGACAUUGGGGACACUGUGACAUGGGGGUGGCAUUGUGAUGUUGGGGACAUCAGGGACACUGGGGACAUUGCAGUGACACUGGGGACACUGUGACAUUGGGGACAUUGAGGACACUG
Messenger RNA from Catharus ustulatus (Swainson's thrush), 866 nucleotides. RefSeq names its product B9 domain containing 2 (gene B9D2). The coding region runs from base 80 to 604 and encodes 174 amino acids. The record is from RefSeq and is a predicted model, not a curated record. Gene Ontology annotation, cellular component: MKS complex. Gene Ontology annotation, biological process: cilium assembly. The transcript has 4 exons. NCBI's taxonomy places the organism in Eukaryota, Metazoa, Chordata, Aves, Passeriformes, Turdidae.